Molecule: messenger RNA, 702 nt
Organism: Henningerozyma blattae CBS 6284
Lineage: Eukaryota; Fungi; Ascomycota; Saccharomycetes; Saccharomycetales; Saccharomycetaceae
Gene: PRE5
Product: proteasome core particle subunit alpha 6
Exons: 1
Coding region: 1-702 (233 amino acids)
Biological process (GO): ubiquitin-dependent protein catabolic process
Cellular component (GO): proteasome core complex, alpha-subunit complex; proteasome core complex; nucleus
Source: RefSeq, a predicted model, not a curated record
AUGUUUAGAAACAAUUACGACGGAGAUUCAGUUACUUUUUCCCCAACUGGGCGACUUUUCCAAGUGGAAUAUGCUCUAGAAGCAAUUAAGCAAGGAAGUGUUACUGUUGGCUUGCGUUCUCACAAGUAUGCUGUAUUAGUAGCAUUAAAAAGAAACGCUGACGAAUUAUCAUCUUAUCAAAAGAAAAUUAUCAAAUGUGACACCCAUAUGGGGCUGUCCUUAGCUGGUUUAGCACCAGAUGCUCGUGUUUUGAGUAAUUACUUAAGACAACAAUGUAAUUAUUCGAGUCUAGUCUUCGAUAGAAAAUUAUCCGUUGAGAAAGCGGGUAGUCUUUUAUCUGAUAAAGCUCAACAAAACACACAAUCUUAUGGUGGUAGACCAUAUGGUGUAGGCUUAUUGGUUAUUGGCUAUGAUAACAGUGGAUCUCACUUGUUAGAAUUCCAACCGUCUGGUAAUGUCCUUGAAUUGUAUGGUUCAUCAAUUGGUGCUCGUUCGCAGGGUGCUAAAACAUAUUUAGAAAGAGUGCUGGAUGACUUUUUAGAGAUUGAUAAUGUCGAAGAAUUAAUCAAAGUUGGUGUUGAAGCUUUGAAGCAAUCUUUGAAGGAUGAAGAUUUAACUACACAAAACUUGUCAAUUGCAUUUGUUGGUCAUGAUAAGUCAUUCACUCAAUUGGAUGGUGAUGCUGUCUCUCCAUACCUAUAG